AUGUACACCUUUGACAUCCCUGUCAACAUCCAGCCAGCUUAUGGUGGUGCCUUGGUCGUUUUCCCCAUUGGCCCCUCGGAGGAUCCGGCAGCCACAGCCAGCCGGCUCUUCCCGGGCGACUUCCUCGGCAAGCUUCGUACCCGCCGCCCUUACCCCGUUUGGCAGUACCUGAUCCUGCAGGCGCUGCUCUCCCCCCUGGGGUCCUUCCGCCUGCCCAGGCAGGACUCAAAUGAAGCCGGUGAGAAACCCUACAAAUGUAAGGAAUGUGGGAAGGGUUUUAGUGCCUGUUCAUACCUUGUUCAACAUCAGAGAAUUCACAUUGUUGAGAAACCCUAUGAAUGUAAGGAAUGUGGGAAAGCUUUUAUAGUGUAUGGAAAACUUAUCCGGCAUCAGAGUACUCACACUGGUGAAAAACCUUUUGUAUGUAAGGAAUGUGGGAAGGCCUUUAGUACCUUUUCAUACCUUGUUCAACAUCAGCGAAUUCAUACUGGUGAGAAACCCUAUGAAUGUAAAGAAUGUGGGAAGGCCUUUAGUACUAGUUCACCCCUUGUUAAACAUCAGAGAAUUCAUACUGGGGUAAAGCCCCAUGAAUGUAAGGAAUGUGGGAAAGCCUUCAGUCGUGCUUCAUACCUUGUUCAACAUGAAAGACUUCAUACUGGCGAGAAACCCUAUGAGUGUAAGGAAUGUGGCAAGGCCUUUAGUACUGGCUCAUACCUUGUUCAGCAUCAGAGAAUUCAUACUGGUGAGAAACCCUAUGACUGUAAAGAAUGUGGCAAGGCCUUUAUUAGUCGCCAUCAACUUACUGUACAUCAAAGGGUUCACACUGGCGAGAAACCCUAUGAGUGUAAGGAAUGUGGCAGGGCCUUUAGAGUACACGUACAUCUUACCCAGCAUCAAAAAAUUCACAUUGAUGUGAAGCCCUAUGAAUGUAAGGAAUGUGGAAAGACUUUUAGUCGGGGCUCAUACCUUGUACAACAUGUGAGAAUUCAUACCGGCGAGAAGCCCUAUGAGUGUAAGGAAUGUGGAAAGGCCUUUAGUUCUGGCUCAUACCUUGUUCAACAUCAGAGAAUUCAUACUGGUGAGAAACCCUAUGAAUGUAACAAAUGUGGGAAAGCCUUUACUGUUUAUGGACAACUUAUUGGACAUCAGAGUGUUCAUACUGGUGAGAAGCCCUUUGAAUGUAAGGAAUGUGGGAAAGCCUUCAGACUUAAUUCAUUCCUUACUGAACAUCAGAGGGUACACACUGGCGAGAAACCCUUUAAAUGUAAAAAAUGUGGGAAGGCCUUUAGAUAUAGUUCAGCCCUUAAAGCACAUCAGAGAAAGCAUAUGGGUGUAAAAUCCUAAGAAUGUAAGGAAUGUGAGAAGUCCUCUAUGUAUGG
Propithecus coquereli (Coquerel's sifaka) is the source of this 1379-nucleotide messenger RNA. It is a transcript of the gene ZNF30, whose product is annotated as zinc finger protein 30. Gene Ontology annotation, biological process: regulation of transcription by RNA polymerase II; central nervous system development. Lineage: Eukaryota; Metazoa; Chordata; Mammalia; Primates; Indriidae. Bases 1 to 1344 code for a protein of 447 amino acids. Gene Ontology annotation, molecular function: RNA polymerase II cis-regulatory region sequence-specific DNA binding; DNA-binding transcription factor activity, RNA polymerase II-specific. The record is from RefSeq and is a predicted model, not a curated record. The transcript has 5 exons. Gene Ontology annotation, cellular component: nucleus.